Molecule: messenger RNA, 1193 nt
Organism: Amphimedon queenslandica
Lineage: Eukaryota; Metazoa; Porifera; Demospongiae; Haplosclerida; Niphatidae
Product: nicotinamide N-methyltransferase-like
Exons: 1
Coding region: 75-863 (262 amino acids)
Cellular component (GO): cytosol
Molecular function (GO): N-methyltransferase activity
Source: RefSeq, a predicted model, not a curated record
UUCUAUUGUAAUGGCUUCAUGGUCAGUAAUAACAUAAUUUAGUCAUUAGGUCACUGAAGGGCUGCUGCUAACAAAUGGAGAACAAGUACAGAGAUGAUUUCAGUCCUCUCCAGUAUCUAACAGAAUGGUAUAAGGAUCCUUCAUCUCCUGAUGAUCUCUUUUCUCAUUUUAUUCUUCAAAACAUUCACAAGUUCUUUAAAACUCUACAACAUAAAGAUGAGGUUCUAGAUGUUCUUGAUAUAGGCUGUGGUCCUGUUAUAUCAAAUGUGAUUAGCACCUCAAGGUAUGCCCGGUCUAUAGUGCUUGCUGAUUAUUCAAGUAAGAGUCUGUCAUUGUUGAACCAAUGGCUAACAAAAGAUCCUCAACUCAAGUUUGACUGGUCCACUCAUUUCAAAUACGUCGUGGAGACUUUGGAAGGAAAAGGUGAAAGAGAAGUAAGAGAGAGAGAAGAGCUCUUACGUUCAAAGAUCAAGGCUAUAAUACCUUGUGAUAUAUCACAAGAUCCUCCUCUACCAGCUAGCUACAGUAGUCCUUAUGAUACAGUAAUAUGCAGUCUUGUCAUAGAUGGGGCUGCAGAGACAGUGCCUCAAUAUAAAGAACAAUUGAAAAGGUUACAUUGUCUCAUUAAGCCAGGAGGUCACUUGCUACUGGUAGUUGGAACAACUCCUUCUUCCAUUGACUACUGCUAUGAGCGAUACUACAUGAGCAAGUCUCAAACUGGGACUGAGUAUUGCUUGCUUCUCCUUUCUCCGAAAUAUCUUUCAUUGUUAUUAAAAGAGGUUGGAUUCAGCAUCAUUGAUGUUCAAAAUCACCCAAACAACAGACCAAGCAGUAAUUAUACCUUUAUUUCAGCAAAAGUUUAAAGACGGUCUUUGUGUAAUGAUUUCUGUACAUCGAGUAGACUGUAGUCAUUUCAAAUGCACCAAACAGUUAUUUAUACAUUAUAUAUAAUAUUAUUUUAAACAGACCAAGUUCACAAAUAAUUAUAACUUUGAGCAACAUGGUCACAAACAAUCAGAGAGAGAGAGGGGGAGGAGGUGCUUCAAAAACGAAACAAAAUAAAACAGAAAGAGAGAGAGAGAAAAGAGAGAGGGGUUUUAGGUCAUAUAUAUAUGUAAUAAUUUUAAAGCAACAAUAAUUAUAAUUAAUAUAAUAUUAUGUUCCUUAUAGUGUGCAAAUGAAGUGUAAGUAGA